GCGAGGGCAUUCCUUUAUAAAGACACAUGUUGGCACGGUAUGCUCUGAUUGGAUAGAGACUGUACGAGACUCGUGUGGUGCGGUGUAGCAGCAGACACAAACAGUGUUGUAAGGGGACAGGCACAGAAUAGCAAGCGAGGAAUCGGUAGCCGCUGAUUUAACGCGAACACCCUUACUGAGGAGACAACAUUAACGUAACGUAGCGGGGAUCAUGCCCCAGUAGCAUUAGAAAUAAAAUUGUUUUGCUUUUCAUUUUAGGUACAUCUUUUGUUUUCUUUACAUUGAACAAUAGUAAUAGGAUGAUACAACACAGUGAUAGAAUAUGAGUGAUUUACUCAAGUUUACACGAUUUGUGGCUCGUAAAGGUCUGCGUUAUUAACAUGGUUACGUUAUAUACUGGACAUAGAACAUUGCACUAAUAAUUUACUGUGCAACUGUAAUAUCCCAUCAACAAAAUGGGUUCUAGACUGAGCAGACAGAGUAGUCUGGACAGCGAAACGAAAUUUUCAAAGAGGAGACGCCAGGCGCGUGACAGCUCUGGAGAAGCAGAGAGGAAUGGAAGUCGCGGUAGCGGGGAGUUUUUGUUUACAUCGUUGAUGCUAAAGUCAGACAAGCUACCCGGAAUGCUGCGGAAAACGAAUCACAGUCCGUACGUGAGGAGGGUGACAUGGAUCAGAGAGAUACAAAAGCUUCUCCGCGAACACAAGGUGGACCAGGCAGUCGACGUGCUCAAAUUACUGAGAAAGGACCUAGGUCUGGAGGGCACCUCCCUCAAUGACAUUCUGUACAAGAACGCAGCCUUCCUGAAUCUGGUUGACCCCAUUUCCCAUGAGCUUCUCAUCAGCCUGGCCCGGGACAUUCAGUGCCCCAAAAAGGAUGCUGACACCGUGAAGUCUUCAGACAAAAUCUGCAGACAGCUGAUCUACCACCUGACCCCUCACUCCAAGUGGCUACGACAGAGCAUGCCCAGAAGAAAGUCUCAGGCCUGUCUGAAAACUACACUGCAGAAGAAGCUGUCCAAUGACAUCGUGAACCUGUCGGGCAUCCCACUUUCCAGCAGAGAUGUCCACCGUGUGCUCUACUACCUCCAGAACAACGGCGACAUGGUGGUGUCCGUGGACCUGAGCUUCACCGAGCUCCAGGACGAGAACCUCAGGCUCCUGUUGCCCUUCCUGGGCAGCCUGCCAAAACUCACCACCCUUGCCCUCAACGGCAACCGUCUAACCCUGGCCAUCAUUAAGGACCUGUCCGAGGUCAUGAAGGACCCAAAGAAGUUCUCCAGCUUGGCCUGGAUUGACCUGGGCAACAAUGUGGACAUCUUCACCAUGCCCCAGCCCCUGCUGGUAGCUCUGCGCAGGCGAUGUAGUCUAAAGAGCAGCCUGCCUACCAUCUACGAGUAUACCGAGGGGCAGCCCUACAGCUACCACAUGGAGACCUCCAUCGAGGAGGCCAGCCACUACGAGGAAGAGGAGGAAGAGGAGGAGGAGGAGGAGGCAGAGGAGGAGGACAAGCUGGAGCUUGAGCCAUGGGGGAUUGGCGAGAAGAAGGUUUCCCAGAAUUUCACCCUGCACUACUGUGAGAGGUGAUUGCCUCAUCAUCACGUACCAAGCUGGCCUGGUCUUGUUAGAGGCCCCCCCCCCCUCUCUGUCUCUCAGCGUUCAGUUACCACCUUCUACAGCCUUGCCCCUACCUCCCCUACCUCCCUUCUGUUUCCUGCAUAGGCAAGUGUGAGCCGGCAAGUCAGCAGCAAGCAUUGAGAGGAUCCUCUAUCCAACAGAGUACCCUAGACCGCCUCGCCUCUAGAAGCAAGAAAGCUAGCAAACUAACAAAAAACAGAAACUCAGUCACAAAACCUGAACUGGAUGACAAGGAAAUUGCUGAAAUGUGGUGUUGCCUGUGACUUACUGUGUUGGUUGAUGGUGCUCCUGGAAACAAGGUACGGUUUCAUUGGAGGGGGUAGAAAAGAAAUUUGAGAACGCUCCCCUCCUUCUUAGUAGCGGCGGUGGCAACGGCGGAGCAGAUUCCGAAGAUCUUGGUGAGAAAGGCUCAGAUCAGAUGGACUGACGCAAGAGUAGCAUAGUGGUGGUGCUGACUGGAGCCGUAGACCCAAAGCGUGUUUUCUACCAGGACUGAGCCUGUCUGUGGCCGCCUGGGUCUAGCUCCACAUUGUGUGUGCUCUGUUAAUCUCCCAACAAAGGCUAUGAAACAAGUUCAACAGACUAUACAGCCGACGACCCAUCACGUGACACGAGCAAAACUGCAAAGUCAAGACUUUUCGCUUUUUCCCCCCCUUUCUAAACGUUCACUUGUGUCACUUGUGUAGAUGUGAAUGCCGGUACAAAACAUGAAACUGUUGUGUUGCAGGGGACUUUUUUUUGUGAACUGGGGAUGAACAAAGCAGUCUUAGAAGACAAACGGGUAAGACUCAACAAAAGGCCAUGUUCGUUAACUGUCUACAUUGGUCUAAAACACCUCAGUCCUAUUUUUGCUAAUGUUAUCUUUCAUGGUGGACUAUCUGAAUACAUUGAUUGAACCAAAUGCAAGGUCAGCAGCCUUACUGUAAUUAAGCACUUGAUGAGUGAGUGAUGAAUAGGUUUUUUAAACACAGUAAGUCAUAUUGUGUCAGGCUGACAACCUUAUGAAGUACUUCAAAUUUGUACUAAUUUUAAUGUAGAUUGUACAGAUCAUAUUACUGGAUAUGAUAGACAGGCCCAUGAAAAAGAUCAGAGCAAAAAAUGAGAAAUUAAAUGAGAUGUCUCAACCCAGAAAAGUGCCCAAUGAAUAAUUGCCAAAGUUGCUGUUACCCUCUCAUAAUCCAACCCUGGUAUCUAAAAUUCUAAAAUCCCAUAAAAGGGGAAGCAGGAGCAGGUACAGCUGCAGAGUGGAAGACACAGUUUCCUAGUAAAGUAAAUUUAAAUAAUAACUAUAAUAUGAAUAAACCCCCAGCCCCCCCCCCCUUUCCAAUUAAUCACAGAAUAGUGAGGUGGUGCAAUAGAGGGACCGCAGAGACUUGCCAGGUUCUGAGUGAGGCUCUCGUUAAUUAUGUGGCUUUUUGGGGCUGGAAGGCCCGGCCCGGGAUCCCCUGUGCGGCCGAGCCAUCUGCCCGCUGCUGAUGCACCGCCAACGCGGUGG
Anguilla anguilla (European eel) is the source of this 3132-nucleotide messenger RNA. Its product is annotated as leucine-rich repeat-containing protein 75B-like. The coding region runs from base 456 to 1586 and encodes 376 amino acids. The record is from RefSeq and is a predicted model, not a curated record. NCBI's taxonomy places the organism in Eukaryota, Metazoa, Chordata, Actinopteri, Anguilliformes, Anguillidae. The transcript has 4 exons.